Molecule: messenger RNA, 1721 nt
Organism: Lactuca virosa
Lineage: Eukaryota; Viridiplantae; Streptophyta; Magnoliopsida; Asterales; Asteraceae
Source: the annotation of a GenBank genome assembly
AUGCUCCGUCGUCCUUUGAAGAUCGGCAUACAUUUGUUCGUACAACGCCCAAACGGCUCAUGUAUUCCCGAUAGCGUUAUGCAAUUUCCAACAGCCAUUUCAACGGAGCUUCGGUCUCCAAGUGUUAGGAUUAGGUUUAGGGGUAGGUUUUCGAACAGAAUGGAGGCUUCUGGUGUUAAUUCAGACGCGCACAGAGGUUCUUUGGCAAGCACCAGUACUAGCGAUCAUCAUUAUCACCAUCUACGAAGGCAAAAUGGAAACAACCCUUUCUCCGCUUCAAAUUUUUUUCGCUCACCUGUAUGUGCAUUCUUGGAGUAUAUGGGAAUUUUACAAACGCAAAGUAUUAGUCAUUCCGAUUCAUCAGGCAGUUUGAUCAAUAGUGGACGCACUCGGAAUGACUCCUCUCCAUCCAUGGAUGAUUCAAGUGAAGUAUCUAUCAGGAUCGCUGGUAGUGGAGAACAAAAUAUCAAUCAAUCUUCAACUGUUGGAACAGCUACACAGAGUGAAUCAUUGGUUCACUCAAUUUCAAGAGCUGUUUCUGCAGCGACCAUGGAUACUCAGGGAGAUUCAAGGAGUGAUCAUGGUGGUGCUGUGAGUGGGAAUGGUGAUGUGGAGUCUGCAGAUGGUAUUGGUGUUAACAAUAGCAGAGAUUCUACUUACCAGAGAUAUGAUUUACAGCAGGCUGCCAGAUUGGUUGAGCAAGUUCUUCCAUUUUCUUUAUUACUGUUGGUGGUCUUCAUUCGGCAACACUUUGAAGAUUUUCUUGUCACAAUCUGGAUUGCUGCUUUUAUGUUCAAAUCAAAUGAUAUUCUUCGCAAGCAGACAGCUCUCAAGGGAGAAAGGAAGAUAGCAGUUCUAGCAACCAUUUCUCUUUUGUUUACACUUCAUGUGGCUGGUGUUUACUGGUGGUGCCGCCAGGAUGAUGUCCUGUAUCCAUUGGUAAUGCUCCCUCCUGAAACUACACCACCUUUCUGGCAUGCAGUUUUCAUAAUAGUUGUCAAUGAUACUUUGGCUAGACAAGCAGCAAUGGUGCUCAAGUGUUUUCUGUUAAUGUAUUACAAGAACAGCAGAGGAAGAAAUCGCCGAAAACAGGGUCAAAUGUUGACUGUGGUUGAGUACUUGUUGCUUUUAUACCGUGCUUUGCUUCCUGCUCCAGUGUGGUAUCGGUUCUUUUUGAACAAAGAAUAUGGAAGCCUAUUUUCAUCACUAAUGACUGGAUUAUAUCUCACAUUCAAGCUAACUUCCAUUGUUGAAAAGGUCCAAUCAUUAAUAUCGUCUGUAAAGGCUUUAUAUCGUAAUGAGAUUCACUAUGGACCUUAUGCAACAUCUGAACAGGUAAAUGCAGCUGGUGAGGUUUGUGCUAUUUGCCAAGAAAAAAUGCAUGUUCCAGUUGUGCUUCGUUGUAAACAUGUCUUCUGUGAAGAAUGCGUAUCAGAAUGGUUUGAAAGGGAAAGGACGUGUCCUUUGUGCAGAGCAUUGGUGAGACCUGCGGAGUUGAGAUCGUUUAGUGAUGGUUCUACAAGUUUAUAUUUUCAGUUGUUUUGACGAGUGUUGAGUGUGUAUGUAAUGCAUUGCAUUUAGUAGUGGUGUAAAAGGUUGGUUGGUUGGUUUCACUAAAGUUUUAUAUUGAAGUUAGUGAGUGUAUAGUAAUAGUAAUAUUGCUUUCCCUCCUCCUUCUGUCCUUCACUUGAUGCCUAAAACAAGUAUUACCAAAAAUGUUA